This is a messenger RNA of Arabidopsis arenosa, 1468 nucleotides long. The record is from the annotation of a GenBank genome assembly. NCBI's taxonomy places the organism in Eukaryota, Viridiplantae, Streptophyta, Magnoliopsida, Brassicales, Brassicaceae.
CGCCGGAGAAGAAAGAGCCAAAACAUGAAGAGCGACGAUCUUUACAUCACCACCGUCCCUUGUUUCUUCAAGUGUCCAAUUUCACUUGAUGUGAUGAAAUCUCCGGUGAGUCUAUCCACCGGCGUUACAUACGACCGAGUUAGCAUCCAACGUUGGCUCGAUGGUGGUAACAAUACUUGUCCCGCCACGAUGCAGAUUCUUCAGAACAAAGAAUUCGUACCUAACCUAACACUCCACCGUCUCAUUGAUCUCUGGUCCGACUCCAUCAACCGUCGUGCCGGUACUGAGUCUCUGGAAUCAAAUACUCCCUCGCGAGACGAAAUCAACGCUGCUAUUGAGAGAAUCCGGAUCGAGAAUGAUGAUUGCGACGUACUUUCGAUGAUUCUUCGGUUCGCGAAAGAAUCUGAUGAGAACAGAGAGUUUCUCGCCGGAAAAGAUGAUUUCGUAGGGAUGCUUGUGGAUCUCAUUAGCCAAUUCGAUUCUAGACACUUCUCGGAUUCUCAAUUGAUACUUGUUGGAGAGGCGGUGAAAAUUCUGAGCAUAAUUCGCCGGAAAAUCUUCGAUCAGAGACGGUUAUCGAAUCUGAUCUUAUCGAAGGGUGGUGAUUGCUUGACAGCGAUCUUCCUAUUGAUGAAAACCGGGAAUCCAAAAUUGAAGAUCGAUUGCUCCGCCGUGCUUGAGUUUAUCGCCGUCGAUGCCGAGUCAAAGCUUAUAAUCGCCGAGAGAGACGGAUUAGUAAUCGAGAUUAUGAAUUCGAUAAGCUCAGAUUCCGAUUCAAGCUUAAUCGAAGCGAGUUUAUCUUUGUUAAUCGCGAUUGCGUCUUCGAAACGCGUGAAACUCCCAUUAAUCAGAGAGAAGCUAGUCACGAAGCUCACGAGUUUGUUAACAGAAACAAAAUCGAGCGUUUCAGUGACGGAAAAGUGUCUAAAGCUUCUCGAAGCUUUUUCGUCUUGCAAAGAAGGUCGAUCGGAGAUAUGUAACGGUGCGUGCGUUGAGACGGUGGUUAAGAAGCUGAUGAAAGUAUCGACGGCGGCGACUGGACACGCCGUCACGGUUUUGUGGAGCGUCUGUUAUCUUUGCAAGGAAAAGAAGGCGCAAGAUGCCGUUAUUAGAACUAACGGCGUUACGAAGAUACUGCUACUUUUACAGAGUAAUUGCUCGCUUACCGUUAGGCAUAUGCUAACAGAUCUUCUUAAGGUGUUGAUGUUGAAGGUGAACUCAAGAUCUUGCCUUUAUACCGAAACCAAAACGACACACAUUAUGCCGUUUUGAUUGAUUUUUUUUCCUUCCUUAUCAACUUCUUUAAGGAUUACUUGUUGGUAAAAAAUUCAAGUUGUAAGAAAAAAGAAUUUUUGGAAGAUGAAUGGAAUUGUAACAUGGAGAAAUGAGCUCUAGAAUAGUAGUUUCAAUAAUACACUUUUUUCUGCAAUGUCUCAAGUCUCAACGUGAAUAGAUUCAAGCAUUUUCA